This is a messenger RNA of Diabrotica balteata, 1459 nucleotides long. The record is from the annotation of a GenBank genome assembly. NCBI's taxonomy places the organism in Eukaryota, Metazoa, Arthropoda, Insecta, Coleoptera, Chrysomelidae.
AAGCCAAGCCAGCGAGUGAUUGAAAAGGCGGCACCAACUGCUGACAAAAAUAGCUAACCGGAAAAGUUUAGUAGAUAAAUAAACAAAAUGAGAACUGACAAUGUUCAAGUUAUAGUUGGGAAUAUUAUCCAUUGUAGUGAUCGGUUUAAUGUGCAAUUGAUUAAUAAUGGAUUCAUUAUCAUCGCCGGUUCUAAGAUUUUAGGUAUAGGUAUCGAAUCAGAUCUAUCUGAAACGGUAACCAGACUGAAAUUAAAGAAUUUUAGUACCCGGCUAUUAAAGAAGUCACAAAUCCUUAUACCCGGCUUGGUAGACACACAUAUCCAUGCUCCACAAUAUCCAAAUUGCGGUCUCGGAUAUGACAUGCCUCUGUUGGAUUGGCUUAACAACUACACCUAUAAAUUGGAGAGAAAAUAUAAGGAUUUGGAAUUUUCAAGACGAGUCUAUACCACUUUGGUGCAAAAAACUCUUUCCCAUGGCACAACAACAGCCUGUUAUUUUGGAUGUUUAUUUAACAGCAGUACCAAUCUCUUGGUAGAUACAGUAAUUGAACACAGACAGAGAGCCCUUAUAGGAAAAAUUAACAUGACACAUUUGGCACCUGAAGAUUACAUAGAAACACCAGAAGAAUCUAUUAGUAAUACCAAAGAAUUCAUCAACUAUGUUUUGUCCAAGGAAUCAAACUUAGUGAAACCGAUUAUUACUCCAAGGUUUGCAUUAAGUGUUGAUAUGGCCUUAAUGAAAGAGCUGGGUGUUUUAGCAAAAUAUCACAAUCUACAUAUACAAACCCAUAUAUCCGAAAAUGUAGAUGAAGUGGCCUUAGUUCAAUCACAAUAUAAAAUGAAUUAUGCUAAAGUUUAUGACCAAGCAAAUCUAUUAACAGAAAAAACUAUUCUAGCGCAUGGAAUAUAUUUAUCCGAUGAAGAAAUCAAGCUGAUCGCACAACGUGGUACUUCGAUUUCACAUUGUCCAGAUUCUAAUAUUUGUCUAAAAUCUGGAAUAUGUAAUGUACGAAAACUUCUUGAUAACGGCGUUAAAGUAGGAUUAGGAACAGAUGUGUCGGGCGGAGCUUCCCCAUCAAUUAUGAAAACAAUGAAAUCAUGUUUGGAUUCCUCCAUCGUAAGUUCAUUCCAGGAUAAAACUUACAAACCUUUCAACUAUGAAGAAGUAUUUUAUUUAGCAACACUUGGGGGAAGCGAAGCUUUAGCACUGUCCAAUACAAUUGGCAAUUUCCAAGUAAAUAAGGAAUUUGAUGCGCUUAUUGUAGAUAUGGAUAUUGAUAAUGGAUCCGAUUACUUGAUAGAGUAUGAACCGAAAGAAAUUUUGCAGAAAUUUAUUUAUACAGGAGAUGAUAGAAACAUCGUUAGUGUAUACGUCGCUGGAGAGUUGGUGAAAUAGUAUUAUUAAUGUUAAGAAACGAAAUGUAUAUUUAAAAUUAUUUAUAAUAAAAUCUAUUGUUUCU